AUGAAGCCGGUGCAUAAACUUGACAGAAACCGUAGCCCUCGUUCACCACCAGGAACGUAUGACAGCACGAACCUGAAGUAUGGGCAUUUGAUUGAUACUUCCUGGUCUGUCACCAAACCAUACUUCACUCCACGUCCAUAA
Molecule: messenger RNA, 141 nt
Organism: Haemonchus placei
Lineage: Eukaryota; Metazoa; Nematoda; Chromadorea; Rhabditida; Trichostrongylidae
Source: the annotation of a GenBank genome assembly